UCCGCGGCCCCCGGCGCCGCAGUGGCCGCCGCCGCCGCUUGGUCGCCGUCGGUCUGGGGGAGGCGGGUUAUGGCGGCGGCGGCAGCGGGAGCUGUGAAUGAGUUCUCCGGCCGGACGACGGAAAAAGAAAGGCUCCGGCGGCGCGAGCCCGGCGCCCGCCAGGCCUCCGCCCCCCGCCGCGGUCCCCGCCCCUGCCGCCGGCCCGGCCCCUGCGCCCGGCUCGCCGCCUAAGCGGAACCGGUCUCCCUUCUCCUACCCGCUGGCCGUCGGCUUCGCCCUGCUGCGCCUGCUCGCCUGCCACCUGGGGCUCCUCUUCGCGUGGCUCUGCCAGCGCUGCUCCCGCGCCCUCAUGGCGGCCAAGAGGAGCUCCCGGACCGCGCCGGCGCCCGCGGAGCCCUCGCCCCCAGCCCCCGGGCCCGGCGGCGAGGCCGAGAGCGUCCGCGUCUUCCACAAGCAGGCCUUCGAGUGCAUCUCCGUUGCCCUGCGCAUCGAUGAGGAAGAGAAAGCAGGACAGAAGGAGCAAGCUGUAGAAUGGUACAAGAAAGGUAUCGAAGAACUAGAAAAAGGAAUCGCUGUUAUAGUUACAGGCCAAGGUGAACAGUGUGAAAGAGCUAGACGCCUUCAAGCCAAAAUGAUGACUAAUUUGGUUAUGGCCAAGGAUCGUUUACAACUUCUAGAGAAGCUGCAACCCGUUUUGCAAUUUUCCAAGUCACAAACGGACGUCUAUAAUGACAGUACUAACCUGACGUGCCGAAAUGGACAUCUCCAGUCAGAAAGUGGAGCAGUUCCAAAGAAGAAAGAUCCUGCAACACAUGCUAGUAAUUCAUUGCCUCGAUCAAAAACAGUCAUGAAAGGUGGACCCACGGGCCUCUCAGGCCACCACAGGGCGCCUAGUUGCAGCGGUUUAUCCACAGUUUCUGGAGGAAGACAGGGACCUGGGCCUGCAGGUGCCAUGCAUAAGGGUAAUCCAAAAGCAAACAGAACCAACAAACCUUCUACACCCACAAUGGCUGUUCGUAAAAAGAAAGACUUGAAAAAUUUCAGGAAUGUGGACAGCAACCUGGCAAACCUCAUAAUGAAUGAAAUUGUUGACAAUGGGACAGCUGUUAAAUUUGAUGAUAUAGCCGGUCAGGAAUUGGCAAAACAAGCACUGCAAGAAAUUGUUAUUCUUCCUUCUCUGCGGCCUGAGUUGUUCACAGGACUCAGAGCUCCUGCCAGAGGGCUGUUACUCUUCGGUCCACCUGGAAACGGAAAAACAAUGCUGGCAAAAGCAGUAGCUGCAGAAUCUAAUGCCACCUUUUUCAAUAUAAGUGCUGCAAGCUUAACUUCAAAAUACGUGGGAGAAGGAGAGAAAUUGGUGAGAGCUCUCUUUGCUGUGGCUCGAGAACUUCAACCAUCUAUAAUUUUCAUAGAUGAAGUCGAUAGUCUUUUGUGUGAAAGAAGAGAAGGAGAGCACGAUGCUAGUAGACGACUCAAAACUGAAUUUUUAAUAGAAUUUGAUGGUGUGCAAUCUGCUGGAGAUGACAGAGUACUUGUAAUGGGUGCAACUAAUAGGCCCCAAGAGCUUGAUGAAGCCGUUCUCAGGCGUUUCAUAAAACGGGUAUAUGUGUCUUUACCAAAUGAGGAGACAAGAUUGCUUCUCCUUAAAAACCUGUUAUGUAAACAAGGAAGUCCACUGACCCAAAAAGAACUUGCACAACUGGCUAGAAUGACUGAUGGGUACUCUGGAAGUGAUCUAACAGCUUUGGCAAAAGAUGCAGCCCUGGGCCCUAUCCGAGAACUGAAACCAGAGCAGGUGAAGAAUAUGUCUGCCAGUGAGAUGAGAAAUAUUCGACUAUCUGACUUCACAGAAUCCUUAAAAAAGAUAAAACGCAGUGUGAGUCCUCAAACCCUAGAAGCAUACAUACGCUGGAACAAGGACUUUGGAGACACCACUGUUUAAAGGAAUGCCUUUGUAAGCCCGCAGAACGUUAUACUUAACCAGAAACAUGAGCUUCAGAGAAGUUAUCAGCUGCAGGAACUCAGACUUCGUUUACAGGACUUUUUUUGUGCACCAAACUUGAAGAGGAACAAGAAGACAGACCUAAAUAAAAUAUGCAAUGUGAAUGGAGUUUUUGUUUAAGGCCUUCUUGCCUGGUGGUCAUGGUUUUCUCGGUAGGCAUUGUUAGUUAGAGCACAGCAAAAAUAGAUUCUGGUUCUUUAUUGAUAGUAAUCAUUAUGUAAAUAAUAAAUUGUAUAUUGUGUAAAAGUAUUCCAGAACAGUGACUGGAAGACAGGGAGAGCCGGCUGUUGUCUGUCUCCUGUUUUUCUUACACUCUCUUAUUUUCUGGUUUCCUUUCUGCUGUCACCUUAGCUCCCUGUGAUUGGAAUACCAAGUACUCGGAGUUCUUUCUGCUUUUCUUACCAACUCCAGUGUGCCAAAUGGAAACCUUUUCCCAUCUGCAGUAAGGAAGAGCUACACUAAGGCUUUUUUCAACCUUGACAUACAUACAGUAAACUGCUAAUACCGUCUUUCCACGUUUUGUUUUUCCUAUUUUAUUGCCUUGCUGCCAAACGGCUUCGUGUUGUAAUAGCCACAGAGAAAAUCUGGCACAACAAAGGUUUGAAGGUUUGAGUCACUCUGUCAUGUAACAUGUAGAUCAGUCCUUGUGUGCCCUGCAGUAUUUUUUUUCCAAUAUGUCAGAAAUCCUUUGUAGACUUAACUUAUUCAAGCUGAAAUCCAUUUUUUGUGUUGGAGUUAUGCUGGUAUUUUAGAGAGCCACUUUUAACUGCUAUAAUUUGCACCAUUGUGAGAGAAGAGACAUACUAGGAGGAACAACAUUUCUAGUUUAGUGCUUACUACUUUCUUAACAGCAUAAUCACUAAAUGCCAGUGGCACCACCAUCUUUUUACUAAUUACCGUCCCUUCCACGAAACUGAAAGUACCAAAUUUUUCUACACAGCAUAUAUUUUAUAGGUUUCCUGUGCUUACUUUUUAACUAAAAAGCUCUAGUCUGUUUGUCUACUUUUGGUUUCCAUAAAUGUAUAGUAAUUCUUUGUUGUUUGCAUAAGUAUGGCUGGACUUUUAUUAUAAAAAUGCAUUAUAGGAAGUAGAGGCUCAUGUGUGGCCUUUUAAGAAUUGUAUCAAGGCAAAUAGAUAUUUGCCCUUAGUUUACUGGUUAAAAGUUUGUUUACAGAAUUUUUCCUUGGUGCUUAAAUGAUGCUGUGUAAAAUAUCAUGGGUAGAAAGAAUAUUGUUGUGGUAGUAACACCAACUCUUCAUGUAAGAAAGAUGGCCCUCUCCCUAGAUAAAAAUUUUAUGAUAAAGACAUAAAUCCUCAAUUUUACUCUUGGUGUUGUUAAAGAUUUAUCUAAGCCUAGAAGAUGGAUUAUUUCUUAGAAGCAUAUAGCAUUUAUAGCUGUGCUUUUAAUCAUGACUUUAGACAUCCCUGAAUGAUAAAAAUGAAAAGUUUAGAUAAAUAGGAGAACAAAUUUAAACCAAAGCUGUUUGGUACUGGCUAACUGUCUGUUCUCAGACAUUAGAGCAUCAGUUAUGAAUACUGAAGAUUCAGGCCUGUGAUGAGAAGUGCAGCAUCUUCAGGAAAGCUCUGAAAGUUCAGUUUGUUUUCAUUUAGAAAGGGAUUGAUAGCAUCACCACUAUUUAUGUAUUGAGACAGGCUUCAGGAGGGCCUUUAAAGUCAUCCUUAGUUUAUGAUUCUUUGGGAAGGGUUUUAAGAGAUAACAAAAUUUUCAUGUGCUUAAAAGACAAAAAAGUCAAGUUAAUCUAAACUGCUGAGUCAAAGGUAUUACUGUGUGACUGUCAGUGUGUAUUAGCUCCUUUGUUCAUCAGGUAGGAGGUUCAGCUAAUGUCAGAGAACACUUUUUGUGAUGUCUUAGGACCCAGGUUUAUAACAGGGUUUCAUGGAGCCUAAGCUGGCCUAGAAUUCAAUGAGAAGCCUAGGAAUACCAUCAACUGAUCUUUCUCCUCUACUUCCCAAGUGCUGGGUUGCCUGUGUGCACCCCACACUGGGAGGGUUUGUUCUUUUUCAGAAAGGAGAGACAGUUUCCAAAUUAAUAUUAAUUUUGUUCAAUAUUAAUUUUAGAUUUUACAUUGAGCUCUAUUUACUGUUCAAGAUGAUGUUUAAAAAGGAAGGAUUUGAGCCCGGUAGUGGUGGUGCACACACAGGCAGGAAGAUCUGUGAGUUAGAGGCCAGCCUGGUCUACAGAGGGAGGACCAGGACAGGCUCCAAAGCCACAGAGAAACCCUGUCUGGAAACCCCCCCCCAACAAAGGAAGGAUUGGUGUGUUCUUCCUGCUAACGUGACAGAGUCCUUGUAUGCUCGGUGAACUUACUAAUCAGCUGACUGAGCCAAAGGAAAGCCUCAUACCAUCUUUCCAGAUCUGCUAGGGCUACAAAGCUUUUCUGAGACUAGAAGCCAAUUGAAUUUGUUUUUGUCCUUUUGUGCUUCAGGUGUAACAAGAUAAACAGAAUUUUAAGUUAAAUAUAUGUGGCAUUCUCUGUUUAUAAUGUAAACUGUUUGUGUGUCAUACAUACAAAAUUAACUUUUUUGUAGAUUGAAUUUAUACUUUGCUUUUCGGAUUCUAAAGGCAGAAGAUUUUCUUUUAAAUGUCUGUCUCAAUUUUAGUCUUAACUUUUUACUUCUAUAAAAGAAAUGACUUUAAGGGGACACACAGCUGCAUAAAGUGGGUUUUUAUCCUAAUUAAUUUUAUUGUAAAUAAAUGAUAAACUUUGUUUUGCCUUAA
Mesocricetus auratus (golden hamster) is the source of this 4742-nucleotide messenger RNA. It is a transcript of the gene Spast, whose product is annotated as spastin. The transcript is spliced from 17 exons. Gene Ontology annotation, molecular function: ATP hydrolysis activity; ATP binding; microtubule severing ATPase activity. The record is from RefSeq and is a predicted model, not a curated record. The coding region runs from base 98 to 1942 and encodes 614 amino acids. Lineage: Eukaryota; Metazoa; Chordata; Mammalia; Rodentia; Cricetidae. Gene Ontology annotation, cellular component: microtubule cytoskeleton.